Molecule: messenger RNA, 1521 nt
Organism: Miscanthus lutarioriparius
Lineage: Eukaryota; Viridiplantae; Streptophyta; Magnoliopsida; Poales; Poaceae
Source: the annotation of a GenBank genome assembly
AUGCCUCCCCCGGCGGGGCUGCCUCCCUGGCCGACGCCGUCCACCACGCGCCUGGCGACCCCGAUCCCGACGCGGCCUCCUCCUCGCACCACCCACGUCCGCCCGCCGCCUCCACCACCUUACACUCGCGUCCGCCUUCCUCCGCCUCCGCCUGCUACGACGCCACCACCGCGCCGCCUGGAGCCCGCCGCGCCAAAACCAGCGGCCGUAUCCACACCCGUGCCUCCCGCCACUGUCUCCGCAGCGUCUUCGUCGUCCACCUGCCUUGAUUGCGUCCAUUUCGGGAAGUGCUCAGGGUGCACACACGAGGUGGACCUCGACAAGCCGCCGGUGCUGCAGGAGGUGGCGAAUUUCUUCAAGGGGCACGGGGUCGGAGAUUUCACCUUCAGCAGGGGCAGGCUGUUCCAAUGGCGGUGCCGGGCAAAGUUAGCUGUUCGUGGAACACCAGAGAACCCAUUGAUUGGUUUAUACCAGGAAGGGACGCAUGUUGUUAUAGAUAUUCCAGAGUGCAGAGCUCACCACCCAAGCAUUAAUGCUGCUGUUAAGAUGCUAAGGCAAGGUAUAACUGAGCUAAGUAUUCAGCCAUUUGAUGAAGAUGCUGGAACUGGUGAACUCAGAUAUGUUCAGAUGGCCGUGACAACAUAUAACACAUCUAUUCCAGUUGAUAAAAGAUACGAGCAAGCUACCAGAUCUGCUGAGCAACCAACUCCACACUAUCUUAUAAUUUUUGGGCAUAAAUGGAGACAUCUUAAGGGGGAGAGGGACCUGUGGGAGCGUUAUGGGGGAGUUGAUAUUUCUCUGGAUCCUUGUACCUUUGGCCAGGCUAAUACUCUGUCAUUUAACUCUUUGUUGCAUAAGCUGAACAAGUAUGUACCACGUGGUUCAACAGUUGUUGAUUUGUACUCUGGGGCUGGCGUUAUUGGCCUAUCAGUUGCUGCUUCAAGGAAAUGUAGGUCUGUGAAAUGUGUUGAGAUUAACAAACAGUCAAAGAUGUCUUUCGAGACAUCAGCAAGCCGACUUCCAGCGAACCUGGGUUGCACCAUCACUUGGCACAAUACUGACGCUUCAGUUGAACCUGUUCACUGGCUUGAAGGGUCUAGUGUCGUUAUUGUGGAUCCUCCCAGGAAAGGAUUGCACCCAUCUGUUAUCAGCGCUUUACAGAAAGUUGCUUUGUCUGAGUGCAAGGCAUACAAGGCUAAAAGUUCGCUUGCAAAGGUUAAGGAUGAGAAGAGACCAUGGAUCUUACGGGCAAGGGAGGCAGCAGUUCAUGUUGAUAAUACAACAACUGAAGAGGGCAGCGAAACGUGGCCUGAAACUCUCAUAUACAUUAGCUGUGGAUGGGAAAGUUUUAAGAAGGACUGCAAAAGCUUGAUAUCCAGCAAGGUCUGGCAGUUGGAGAAUGCUCAUGCUUUUAACUUCUUCCCUGGCACAGAUAGCAUUGAAAUCCUGGCGAUCUUCAAACGGGAAUCAGAAGAUGGUCAAAAGAAAAAGAAGAAAGCAAAAAAGAAGAAGGCCAAGUAG